UCAGCCUGACUACAUUUUGGUUGUUCAGGUAGUCAGUGUGGGUUUUCCCCAGUUUGUUGCUUUCAGUUCCUUCUCUCCUCAGCCUUAAAAGUUGAAAACUCACUGAAGUCCGACCAUUGAUCUUUGUGAAGAGACUCGCAACUUGACCUGAAUUAAGUUUUGUGAAGAUGCCCGACGCGGAGAUCCAGAACCAGCCGCUCCUGGCGGGUACCAGCCAGCAGGCAGUCAAUGCUCAGGGCCGCCGCUCCUCCCGGGCCUACAAGGUGGCCGGUCUGACCCUGUUGGCCUGUGUCCUCAUCACGGGACAGGUGGUGACCACCUACUUCGUCCUCAGCCAGAGGAGCGACAUCCAAACCCUGAAGGAUCAGAACAGCGACCUGCAGUCCAAGAUGACCGCGUCGAGAUCUGCUGCUGCUCCCGUGCGCAUGUCCAUGAACGCCAUGAACGCCAUGAAAGUGCUGGAUGUGGUGGACGAGGAGGCGACUACCGAGGUCACGGAUAAAACUGUCCCCCGGCAGGCCACGGACUGCAUGCUGGAGGCCCUCGGCCAGAAGCCCCUGCCGGUGCCGGGCUUCCGUCCGGCCUGUGACGAGCGCGGCCUCUACCAGGCGCAGCAGUGCUUCGCGGGCCACUGCUGGUGCGUGAACCCGGCCGACGGGCAGCAGGUCGCCGGGCCGCCGGGAGGAGGAUGCGGGGCGUCCCUCCGCACCGCCCGCGUCGGCAAGCUGUUGACUCUGCCUGAUCUUGUCGGUGAGUUCACAUCCUCAAUGUAGGCAUCCGUGGAAAAAAAGAGCUGAGGAAAUCGCCUACGGCCACCGAGAGCAAUGACAUGUUGCAUGUUCAUCAACUUCUAUCGGCUUUCGUAUCCAUACGACUCGAUGAGCUUAUUGGGUUUUAUUUUCUGCUGAUAAAUAAACCAACAAUAACCAAUUCUCUUCUUGCCAUAUUAUUAGUCUAUUGCAACUCAUCUACCACCUGCACUUAAUGGACACAUGUGACUUUUGCUAUUGAUUACUUUUAUACAUCUGUCUGGUUCUUUUUAGAUAGCGGAUUAGAGUUAAUGAUUUUUUUAAAAACUUGGUUGAUGUUUUAAUACGAUUAUUAAAACAUCAACCAACAUUUUAGGCAAAAUUAGGAAACAAUUGUACUCCACUUUUCCCAUUUAUUUCAACCAAUAAAAACCUUACAGACCCGUACAA
Messenger RNA from Pungitius pungitius (ninespine stickleback), 1199 nucleotides. RefSeq lists its product as uncharacterized. The transcript is spliced from 8 exons. Gene Ontology annotation, molecular function: macrophage migration inhibitory factor binding; MHC class II protein binding. Gene Ontology annotation, biological process: intracellular protein transport; immune response; antigen processing and presentation. Gene Ontology annotation, cellular component: membrane. NCBI's taxonomy places the organism in Eukaryota, Metazoa, Chordata, Actinopteri, Perciformes, Gasterosteidae. The record is from RefSeq and is a predicted model, not a curated record. Bases 168 to 773 code for a protein of 201 amino acids.